UAGGUAAAUUAGUGGCGUGUGUCAACGUCGGUUCACCUAAUUAACAAAAUAUUUCUUUGUAUGCGAUGCGCAAGCGUCAGUCGCGCUUAUAUUAGUAGUAUUAUUACACCGACAUAAUAUAUUACGUACCUGAAGGUCUGUACAUAUAUUACGUCCUGGAUAAGUGGUCGCCUAACAUCGAAAGUGACGCACGUGGAGUUAAAUAAAUAAAUUAAAAAACAUAAUUUAAGAUAAACAUAAUUUUGACAUGUUGCAAAUUUAUAGUGUAAUUUUUAUCACGAAAUAAAGAAAUCUAAUCUAUCUAUCUAAAUCUAAACCAAAUACCUCAUGUGAUAAAUAGUGAUAAUCAGUUACAAUGUUGUUUAAAACUAUAGUGUUGUGUUGUGUUUUGGUCAAUGUUCUAGCUACGGAAUCAUCAUUACGAAUCCCUAAUCUUGACCACAUAUUUGACACUCUGUCAAAAAAUGAGUGGGACGCUGACGAGGUGGCCUGCCGUGACAAUAUAUUUAACGUUCUGGAAAAUGUCAAGAACUCUACAUUAUGGGCCACAUGGGUAUGGAACUCUAUCGAUCAGUCACCAACGGGCAUAUUCUUCGGCGCCCGUUACCAGCUCGGCAACUACGACCAGUGUUUGCGUCCGCCCUGGCUCGCAACGCACCCUGAGCUACGCACUCAAUACUGUCUAGCGGAAAUAGAAAUGCAUAAAAAUGGCGUCAAGAAAAUAGGAGAGGGCUCCGAUCCUUAUGUCAGAGCUGAGGACUAUUACGUCGAUACUACAACACCCUAUGGUCGUAGUUUCUCAUACAUUGCACACGGGGUCUGCCUGCCCGCAGGGUGUCCGAAUAAGUCCGUGGAGAAGUUUGUGAAGGCGCUCCUGGGCACGGGUUACCUGCGAGCGGCGAGAGAUGCCGCCGUGUCUGUGCACCACUGCGAGGAAGCAGCGGCCCCUUGGAAAUAUUCUACAGGAUAUUACGUCUUUGCGUACACCUUUGCAGCGCUGUUGUCCAUAGCUGUAGGAUCAACAUACUAUAUAAGCGAGUAUCCCGUCACCGCUAGUUCUAACUCCUUUGUUAAUCAGUUUGCAAAAUCGUUCUGUCUUCGCCGCAACUGGAAUACAAUAUUUAAAACUGAGAAAGACGAACUGCCAUGUUUGCACGGCAUUCGCUUCCUGACGGCGUUCAUUAUCGCCUUCGUUCACUGCAUGGCCAUUUCACACGGGACUUCUAUUAGCAAUGCUUUGGACUUUGAACGGAUGGCAACAGAUAGAAAAGUAUUAGCGUACCUUACGACUCAUUUUGAUGUAAUUGUGGACACGUUUUUCACACUGUCUGCUAUUCUAGCGGGAAAGAGUCUUGCCACGAUGGAUAUAACGAAACCAUACAGUUUAAUGAAGAAUAUUUUAAAACGUUAUAUAAGACUUGUAGUGCUUUUAGCCGUCAGCGUGUUCUACUUGGGGUAUAUGUCAAAACAUACUGAUGCUGGUCCUGUCUACCCAAAAAUAGCUUUCUACGAGCAACAGACGUGCGAGAAGAAUUGGUUACCGUCUUUACUAAUGAUCGGAAAUUAUUACAACACAUCCGAAAUGUGCCAUCCAGCCACUUGGUAUAUACCCUGUGACUUCCAUAUGUACGUAAUAACUCUGCUCCUGCUGUACGUGUACCGCAAAAACCCACGUGUAGGCAAAGCACUUGCCGCCGUAAUUUUGGUGAUCGGUUUUAUAAUGCCCGUGAUCACCGUAUACGUCAAUGAUUUACCAGCAGUUCUAGCUUACAAUCUUCAAUUGGAAGUAGAUAUUAGACCCAACUCCUUCUUCAGAAACCUUUACAUAAAAACACACUGCAGGAUGGUACCAUACGCGAUUGGUCUGGCUGCCGGCUAUCUAAUGUCGAUCUAUAAGCCCAAAGAUUACAGGAAAGUCUGGUCUAAGACAGUGUCGUUCCUAGGAACUUAUGUCUCCUUGAACCUAAUGUGUGCCGUAAUAGCGCUGGGUCAUAUAUGCUACUUGUACGGAGUCCACGGAUGGUUGGCCUGUGUCUUCGUGGCUUUCGAAAGGAUUUUAUUUGCCUUAGCUAUUGUGGGUGUCGUCAUCUUUUGCACUUAUGGCCAAGUUCCCCUCAUCAAUUCGUUCCUCAGCUGGUCAGUGUUCGCUCCGUUUAGUAGGCUCUCAUACGGCGUAUAUGUCAUACAUAUUAUGUUAUUGUAUCAAACUUCUUCCAUGAGAGAUAAUAUGAAACAUCACCUGUUUGAAGGUCUGAUACAAGCAGUUGGAUUAGUGGUGUUUUCGUCGCUGAUGAGUCUGCUGGUCUGGCUGCUGGUUGAGGCGCCUCUCGUCAACAUCACGAACCCAUACCUCGACACAAAAGCCUCGGCCAAGGAGAAAGUGGAAAUAUCCAGGAACGGUGCUCAUCAAAGUUACACAAGUAAACAAAAAAGCAUGUGAUUCAAUUUUAUUCCUUCGGGUUCUAUUUAAUUGGAAUAUUAAAUAAUAAAAUAGUAUUGUCUUCCAAA
Molecule: messenger RNA, 2508 nt
Organism: Leguminivora glycinivorella
Lineage: Eukaryota; Metazoa; Arthropoda; Insecta; Lepidoptera; Tortricidae
Product: nose resistant to fluoxetine protein 6-like
Exons: 14
Coding region: 356-2440 (694 amino acids)
Molecular function (GO): acyltransferase activity, transferring groups other than amino-acyl groups
Source: RefSeq, a predicted model, not a curated record